Molecule: messenger RNA, 507 nt
Organism: Mesorhabditis belari
Lineage: Eukaryota; Metazoa; Nematoda; Chromadorea; Rhabditida; Rhabditidae
Source: the annotation of a GenBank genome assembly
AUGUUCCGAUCGGGGUUGUUAUUCAUCACUCUUCUCGGACUCGGAGUCUGCGUCAAAACCGCUGAUGAAUGCGAAGUUUGUGUUAAAGUUCUCACGGAUGUGAUGGCCAAAGUGCCCGAAGCAGAAAAAAGCAAGGCUGAUGCUAUCUCCCGAGUGACCCGAGAACACUGCGCCACCACACGGCAGAAGGAAAACAAACUUUGCUUCUACAUUGGAGCCCUACCCGAAUCGGCCACCUCAAUUAUGAAUGAAAUCUCCAAGCCGCUCUCGUGGUCAAUGCCUCCAGAAAAGGUGUGCGAAAAGCUAAAGACGAAAGACGCCCAAAUCUGCGAAUUGAAAUUCGACAAGCCGAUCGAUUGGAAAACGUUGGACCUGAAGAAGAUGCGCGUCAAGGAGUUGAAAAACAUUCUCAAUGAGUGGGGAGAGGUAUGCAAGGGCUGCACCGAAAAGAGUGAAUUCAUCAAGAAAAUUGAAGACCUCAAGCCGAAGUACGUGAAAGAGGAACUG